AACCAGGUGCGUCGAGAGAUCACCUACGCGCUGCGCUCGCUCCCCUGGAUCAGCGUGCCCACCGUAGCCCUGUUCUUCGCGGAGGUACGGGGCUACAGCAAGCUCUACGACAACAUCGAGGACUCUCCCUAUGGUUGGUUGGGCGUCUUCCUCAGCAUGCUGUCUUUCCUCUUCUUCACCGACAUGGGCAUCUACUGGAUACACCGCGCUCUCCACCACAAACUGUUUUAUAAGCGCUUCCACAAGCCUCACCACCUCUGGAAGAUCGCGACACCCUUCGCCAGCCACGCCUUCCACCCCGUCGACGGCUUCAUGCAGAGCCUGCCCUACCACAUCUACCCUUUCCUCUUUCCCCUGCACAAAAUCACCUACUUAGGCCUCUACAUCUUCGUCAAUGUAUGGACCAUCUCCAUUCACGAUGGCGACUACCGUGUCCCCCGCCUCCUGCGGCACGUCAUCAACGGCUCAGCCCACCACACCGACCACCACUUGUAUUUCGACUACAACUACGGGCAGUACUUCACCCUUUGGGACAAGAUCGGUGGCUCCUACAAGAGCCCCACAGCUUUCGAGGGCAAAGGCCCCCACGACUACCUGCGCAAGAUGCGAGAGAAAGACGCGGGAGUGUCCAGCAGCCCCUCGGCCGCCAAGACGGAGUAG
This is a messenger RNA of Apaloderma vittatum (bar-tailed trogon), 660 nucleotides long. It is a transcript of the gene SC5D, whose product is annotated as sterol-C5-desaturase. The record is from RefSeq and is a predicted model, not a curated record. The annotation marks the transcript as partial. The transcript is spliced from 3 exons. Gene Ontology annotation, molecular function: oxidoreductase activity; iron ion binding. NCBI's taxonomy places the organism in Eukaryota, Metazoa, Chordata, Aves, Trogoniformes, Trogonidae.